This is a messenger RNA of Ambispora leptoticha, 564 nucleotides long. The record is from the annotation of a GenBank genome assembly. Lineage: Eukaryota; Fungi; Glomeromycota; Glomeromycetes; Archaeosporales; Ambisporaceae.
AUGGAAAAAGCAUCAAUAUCGCAAACAGCCUUGUCAAUUAACAAUAAUGGUACUGUAGCUCCGAAGAGAAAUCGAAGAAACACAGCGCCGGCUGGAUUCUAUUCGGCUGCUCGCUCACCUUUCGCCACUUUUCAACAAGAAGAACCGAACAAAAGGACAACUCGAUUUCAAAAGCGUCUACGUAAACCACCUUCGUUUGAGACCUACUUAGAGCGUGGGAAUUUUUGUAAUAAAAACGAGAAAGAUAAUGACCAUGUACCAAAUGAGACUUCGAAUAUUGAUGACGACAAAGAAUCAGACAAAUAUUCAAUUAAGUCAUCUUUUUCGUCAGAGACUAAUAAAGCAUCCUCAAUAACACGAUUUCCCAAUAAAUUAGAGGAUAUUAAAGAUGAUGAACCAGGUCAUCUUGGAGAUUGGGAUUUAUUGGAAGAUGAAAGUGAAGAUGAUGAGGAUUUCUUAUUCAUGGGCGGUAAUUCUUUUUCUCAGUAUAAUAAUCAGAACAAAUAUCGAAAUCAUUAUCAUACUCGUCAGCAUCGUAGUUUAUCGUUAUCUUCUGGAUUUUAA